AUGACGUUGGAUUAUCCUCGAACGCUCAUUUACGACCGACCACCAGACCAAGACAAGAGCACAGAAGAAAGUCAUGUCAACGGCCAUUGCUCGCAGUACAGACGCGCCAAGUCGCGGAGCUUUUCUGUGCUAUAUUCACGGUCGGCGACUUCCAUUGUCAAAUUGUUGUCCCAGGUUCCGGAUUUCAUGCCGACCGUUGAGCACCGCUGGGGUCCAUGCGCGGGUCUAGCAGAUCCUGUCGCAGCGAGCUCGAUAUACGCCCUGGUCGUGCCUGGUGCUGGUCCACGAGCGACGUUUUACGACUAUUUGGAGGACGUCGACGACAUAUUUUUGGAUGGUCUUUUGGAUGGUCUUUUGGAUGGUCUUUUGGAUGGUCUUUUGGAUGGUCUUUUGGAUGGUCUUUUGGAUGGUCUUUUGGAUGGUCUGUUGGAUGGUCUUUUGGAUGGUCUGUUGGAUGGUCUGUUGGAUGACAUAGGCUCAUUCGGAGUGACACGCGGUCACUUUACCCAGUUGUCAGGGUGA
Messenger RNA from Penicillium diatomitis, 522 nucleotides. RefSeq lists its product as uncharacterized. The record is from RefSeq and is a predicted model, not a curated record. The transcript has 2 exons. Bases 1 to 522 code for a protein of 173 amino acids. Lineage: Eukaryota; Fungi; Ascomycota; Eurotiomycetes; Eurotiales; Aspergillaceae.